Plodia interpunctella (Indianmeal moth) is the source of this 4073-nucleotide messenger RNA. RefSeq names its product Liprin-beta (gene Liprin-beta). The record is from RefSeq and is a predicted model, not a curated record. The transcript is spliced from 14 exons. Gene Ontology annotation, cellular component: presynaptic active zone. The coding region runs from base 274 to 2769 and encodes 831 amino acids. Gene Ontology annotation, biological process: neuromuscular junction development. Gene Ontology annotation, molecular function: protein binding. NCBI's taxonomy places the organism in Eukaryota, Metazoa, Arthropoda, Insecta, Lepidoptera, Pyralidae.
CUAUCUUGUGUGCAUCGCGCCGCACGCAGCCUCACUGCGCUUACGCAUUACAUGUUGUAUACCUUCAUAUAACAACGUUGUCUAAUAUCUCAGUGUGUAAUUAACAAAACGUUUGACCUUGGUUGAUUAUACCAUUCAAUUCUUGAUUUACAUGAUAUAACCUGAAUUAAAGCGGAAAUAGUGUCCGGUAUGUAUCAAGCGUGCACCCCGAUCUAUUUAUGUGCGCGGGCGCCAGUGGUAUUCGAGUAAGCGCCGUUCAUUUUGAAUCAAAACAUGCGUGAGCUCGGCCGCGAGGGCUCACUCGUAGCAGCCACCAUAGCGGUGUUGCACAACCGCUCCUCGGCAGACGGAAAGCCGAGGUCGAUCAAUUCGCGCGCCGCAGCCGCCGUGGCAAGAAAUGUACGAUCAGUGAAACAAGAAAACUUAAGUGCGGACUUUUCACGACGUGAGUCUGGCGGAAGCGAACGCCCACUAUCCACGGCAUCGGAAGCUUCUGAACGCGACUCUACUUCCGUUCAGUCCAGCGAGGAGCCGCCCCCACGCGAGAGCGGUGACUCGGAUAGUCCAGAUGAAGCGACCGUGAAAUGCACCGCAUGGACCGAUGGUGCCGUGCCUGCGCGGGCUGACUCUUCCAGCUGCGACUCCAGUUCCUCGACCGAUGAAGAUUCCGAGGAAAGAGAGUACAAUACCAGAGGUGGUGACGGGGACUAUAGGACUUUAACACCAAACAAACUACUUGAUAAUUCGACACGAAGGGAUGAGGACUUUAGAUGGAUGCCAACCACAGAAUUGGUGGAUGAUACGGAGGAACCUAUGGAUAGGACGGAGGAAUAUUCAGCAGCCAGCCUAGACAGGCGCCGGCGCACGCCGGGCGACCGCAGUGACCGUGAUCGCAAGUCGCGGUCGUCGCUGUCUGGCAAGCCGCCGCAACACCCCUCAAGCGUGCGCGCCUCGCCAAAACCUCGUCGUUCCCCACGAAACGAGGACACUCCGCCCGACCUACAGCGGAGAUGGAAUUCUUAUGAACAUUUUCGGUAUCCUGAAGGAGGAUGGUGGCCUCCCAUGUGUUGGUGUCACGGCCCACCAAUGCAGCCACCGCCGUGCUGCAUGCACGAUCGUUCUUGGCCGUCGCACCCUACUUUGCCACCGGCACCUUCACGACCUUAUAAGAACGAUGCUGAGGAACGCGUGCGGCGGCUGGAGGCAGACAAGGAGAGCCUGCAGCUGCAGGUCCAGGUGCUGUCGGAGCAGAUCGCGGCGCAGAACGAGAAGAUGAACGACCUGGAGCGUGCGCUCAACGAUGCACGCCAGCGGCUUGAUGACGCCGAGCAACGCUUACAAAAGGAAAUGCUGCAGCGUUCUUCGCUGGAGACCCAGAAACUGGAGUUACUGUCGAAACUGAGUGAAGUGAGACUGCGCGCUGCAGAGCGAGGCCUCUUGGAACGCUCGCCUCCGCCAGAGGUUUCAGUGCCGCUGGUCAGGCCUGCCCCGCCCAGGACGCCGCCAGCAAACUACGGCCGUCAAAUUGAGCGCAACACUCUCAUGUAUUCUUCUCUACCGCGAUCCUCAGUGUUGUCAUCAGAGACCCGCGUGGCGUUCGGUAAACAGAACAACAUGGUGGUGGCGCGCGGCCGCGGACACUCGGUGCCCAACUUAGCGGAACAUGAAGAAGCGAUACCCCGAGGCAGUCCAUCACCGUCACUUCGUGAAGUCCGAUCAAGGCUGGGCAGCGGCGGCGGCGUGAGGAUAGAGGGCGAUGACCUCACUCGCACGUCAUUGAGAGCCUCGCACCGGCAGCCGACCAACUUGCCUUGGCAAACAACAGACGUGCGGGAAUGGGAUUGCGAAACGACUUGCGGUUGGUUAGAGAGCCUGGGCUUAGAAGUAUACGUGCCUAACGCUCGCAGUUGGCUGGGGGCAGUGGCGGACGGGCGGGGAGUGAUCGCGGCCGCGUCCUACCACACGAUCGAGAAGGAGCUUGGCAUCAAACACCCACUACAUAAGAAGAAGAUUAUCCUAGCCCUUACUGAUCUAUUGGGCGGACACGGCGACGCAUUUCUGACCGCAGCCGGGCAGCUGGACACGUCGUGGACGCUGCGCUGGCUGGAGGACGUGGGCGUGUGCGGCGCCCGCAGCGCGGCGCUGGAGGCGGCGCUGGACGGCCGGCUGCUGCACCGGCUGGCGCACGCCGACCUGCAGCUGCUCAGGGUCACGCAAGCGCUGCAUGCGCUCUCCGUGCGCAGAGGCAUCCAAGUGCUCCGCGACAACAAGUUCAGCCCGGACACGAUGAUCCGGCGCGCGGCGCAGCUGGAGCCGCCGCCGGACGCGGCGCGGCUGGCGCGCUGGUCGUCGCACCGCGUCAUGCAGUGGCUCAAGCAGAUCGACCUCGCCGAGUACGCGCCCAACUUGCGCGGCGCCGGUGUACAUGGCGGGCUGAUGUUGCUAGAGCCGCGGUUCACUGCCGAGUUGCUGGCAGCCCUGCUCAACAUCCCCGCCAACAAGACGUUGCUGAGGAGGCAUCUCACACAGAGGUUUAACGACUUGCUCGGCCGGGAAGUGAUCCAGCAGAAGCGGAACGCGGAGCAGACACUCGGCUACCAGCCGCUCACUGCUACCACCAAAUACAAGGUACCAAAGAAGAGCCAGUUCUCGCUGAAGCGCAAGAAGAGCAAGGACGAGCUGGACACGUGCGACCUCGUGUGCCCGCUGGCCGACGACGGCUCAGGUGACGCCCGCGACGCCAGUCACUGCUGUGAUUUUUGUUAUUAGUUUGACGAUGAAAGUAAAACCAGUAGCGGGCGUCGCGUCGGCUGUCUCUCCCCCGCGUGACCCCGCGCGCGCACACUAGCACACACACGCACACAAACACAAUGUGUACACACACACACACUUCAAAUAAUAUAGGAUAAAGCGUGCGACUCGAUAAAAGUCCCCCUUUAUAGUAUCAUUUAAAAACUGUAACGAAAUGAAAGUUUGAUCUUAAUUUGGAUGUGUUGGUGCUAAAUUUUGAUCGCAUGGUGUCUAAAUUCUGUCAGAGGUCUUUAUUUGAAGUGUUUAACAUGACUAAUAUUAAUCGAGUCUAACUGCCAAAAAUAAUGAAUUAUAUCUGUUCAUAGAUUUAGUGUUAGAGAGUUAUAGUUUAUUUAAAAGAAGAUAUUUAAAUUAUAAUUUUGUAGAGAGAUUUUAGUGGAGUAAUGUUGUUCGAUAAAUUCUAUUUAUUGACUGAAUAUGUAAGCGAAUCCGAGAUAAAGUAUGUGGCAGGACAAAUGUUGCACAUUCCAAUGAUACACGUUUUGCUGGAGAUAUUAUUACCGGUAUAAAAAGUUGUAACUAAUUGAAACAAAGUCAUUAGCUGCAGUUUUCACGAAAUACUUAGAUAUAGUUACUAUACGUUUUGUUACAACAGUACUUAGAGCAUUUUAUAUAAAUUAUUAUAUUUAUUAAAUAUAUGAGGUAGCUUGUUAGGAAAUGACUGAAAACGACAAUAUUAUCUGGUCUCAUUUCUGCUGGCUGCGAACAUUUCGCAAGAAAUAAAUUAGCGAUGUAAGAUAUAAUAAUACGCAGAGUAUAGGUACGUUUUUCUAAAAGUUAUUAGUAUUUGACGAGUGUUUUUUAAAAUAAAUCACAUUAUCAUAGAUUAAGAACAGUCUUUGGAAUUAUUUAUUUACAUUUUAAGUAAAAACGCUUUGGAUACCGUCAUUAUCACAAAAUGGCGAUACAUAGUGACCAUCAAAGUAGGUUCUAAGCGGCAGUAGCGAGUCGCGUCCGAUCGGACAAUGUACAUGUGCGGGAAUUGUCCAUAAUUUGAACACUUUGUAUCAAUUUACAAAUUUUACACUUUAUUAGAUUUAACCUGCCCUGUUCCUAACACACUGUGCCAAAUGUAAGUACCCUAGUACGAUGAACCCUUGUCUUCCAUAGCUUUGUUACGCAUAAGAAUAUGGUGGAUGAAAUAUAUCAUUUGCCAAUAAAAACAACAAAACCAUUUGUACAAUAUUAUGUAUUAAAUAAAUUUUUACAAUAACUUAAAACCAUAAAAUGUAAAAAGUGAAUAAACCAUUGGAUGAACAUAA